AUGGAGCGCAUAGGCGCCCACUCACAUAUUCGCGGUCUGGGCCUCGAUGACAGGCUAGAGCCUCGUGAAAACUCUCAAGGUCUUGUUGGGCAAGGAAAAGCACGGAAAGCAGCAGGCAUGAUCCUGAAAAUGGUGCAGGAAGGCAAAAUAGCGGGCCGCGCUAUGCUUUUCGCUGGACCACCCUCAACAGGAAAGACCGCAAUUGCAUUAGGAAUGGCUCAAUCUCUCGGAGCCGAUGUCCCUUUCACCAUGAUCGCCGCGAGCGAAGUCUUCUCGCUCUCGAUGUCAAAAACCGAAGCACUCACUCAGGCAUUCCGUCGGAGUAUUGGAGUAAGAAUCAAGGAAGAAACAGAGUUGAUUGAAGGGCAGGUUGUUGAGAUUCAGAUCGACCGAAGCUUGACUGGAGCGACGAAGACCGGCAAAUUGACUAUUAAAACCACAGAUAUGGAAACUGUCUACGAUCUCGGGAUGAAAAUGAUCGAGGCACUUACCAAAGAGAAGGUUCUGGCAGGCGAUGUUAUUGCCAUCGACAAGACGUCUGGAAAAGUCACAAAACUCGGCCGUUCGUUUGCGCAGUCGAGGGAUUACGACGCUAUGGGUGCAGAUACAAAAUUCGUGCAAUGCCCAGAGGGAGAGAUCCAAAAACGCCGGACGGUGGUUCACACAGUCUCGCUACACGAAAUUGACGUUAUAAACAGCCGGACUCAAGGUUUUCUCGCGCUUUUUGCAGGCGACACUGGUGAAAUUAAGCCUGAACUGCGGAAUCAGAUCAAUGCCAAGGUUGCGGAGUGGAGAGAGGAAGGAAAAGCAGAGAUCGUACCAGGGGUGCUGUUCAUUGACGAGGUACAUAUGCUGGAUAUCGAGUGUUUCUCGUUCCUUAACAGGGCACUCGAAGGCGAAUUGGCCCCACUGGUAAUUAUGGCCUCGAAUCGUGGGAUGGCGCGUAUUCGAGGCACCAAAUUCCGCAGUCCCCACGGUUUGCCUAUGGAUCUUCUAGACCGUGUACUCAUCGUGAGCACCAAGCCCUAUAGCGAGGAAGAUAUACAGCAAAUCAUUCAGAUCAGAUGCCAAGAGGAAGAUGUCCAACUCACACCGGACGCAGCAAACGUGUUAACAUCCAUGGCCAUGUCAACAACUCUUCGUUAUGCUCUGAAUCUCAUCGCUUGUGGACGUGUCGUUGCCCGGAAAAGAAAAGCGGAGCAAGUGGAUGUAGAGGAUCUUCGUCGGGCAUACACGUAUUUCAUGGAUGAAAAACGGAGUGUGCAGUGGCUAAAGGAACAGCAGGGGUCACUCGUGUUUGAGGAAGUUGGGGGAGCUACAGAUGAACUGAUGGAUAGUACAUGA
Psilocybe cubensis is the source of this 1344-nucleotide messenger RNA. RefSeq lists its product as uncharacterized. Gene Ontology annotation, molecular function: DNA helicase activity; ATP binding; ATP hydrolysis activity. Gene Ontology annotation, cellular component: Ino80 complex; Swr1 complex; R2TP complex. The coding region runs from base 1 to 1344 and encodes 447 amino acids. NCBI's taxonomy places the organism in Eukaryota, Fungi, Basidiomycota, Agaricomycetes, Agaricales, Agrocybaceae. Gene Ontology annotation, biological process: regulation of transcription by RNA polymerase II; box C/D snoRNP assembly; chromatin remodeling. The record is from RefSeq and is a predicted model, not a curated record. The transcript is spliced from 7 exons.